Impatiens glandulifera is the source of this 2479-nucleotide messenger RNA. RefSeq names its product polycomb group protein EMBRYONIC FLOWER 2-like. The record is from RefSeq and is a predicted model, not a curated record. Gene Ontology annotation, molecular function: chromatin DNA binding. The transcript is spliced from 23 exons. Lineage: Eukaryota; Viridiplantae; Streptophyta; Magnoliopsida; Ericales; Balsaminaceae. Gene Ontology annotation, cellular component: nucleus. Bases 219 to 2270 code for a protein of 683 amino acids.
CCCUGAUCUUGAGCUAAUCAGCUGCUGCUGUUUCAGCUAAUGCCUUAGGUUUCCAAGUAUAAGAAGAACUUACCAAUUGUUUACAGAUAGGUUUACGGACCCACCCACCGUAGGAAAUCACCCCCACCCUAUAUCUGCGCCGUAUCAACCUUAAUCUGGUCUGUUAAACUAACAUAGAAUUGUCCAAAAGCUGCGUCGUCUGAUAUCAUCUGACAAGCAUGCCUGGCAUACCUCUCGUGGAUCGUGAAAUCACAUGUGCAGAUCAAAUGUGCCGCCAAGGUUGUAUCCUACAUUUGUCCGAGGAAGAGGAAAUUGCAGCUGAAGAAAGCCUUAAACUUUAUUGCAAGCCUGUAGAGCUCUACAAUAUUCUUCAACGACGUGCUAUAAGAAAUCCAUCAUUUCUCCAGAGAUGCCUACGGUACAAAGUACAGGAAAAAAAAAAAAGGAGGGUCCAGAUACCAGUUUCUGUUUCAGGGACUCUGAUCAAUGGAUUUCAACAUCAAAAUCUUUUCCCUAUUUGCAUAAUGUUGGCUAAGCCAGUUGCUGACUUUGGAGUUACAGAUACUUAUUCUGCAGUUUAUCGCUUUAGUCGAGCAGAUAUCCUAACUACUUCAACUGGAGCUGAAACAAAGUUUACCUUUCCAGACAUUAACAAGUUGGAGGGGGAGAUUAAAUCUGGUUCUCUUUUUAUUCUGUUUGUCAGCUUUGCUCAAUUAGGAGAAUCAAUUAAUGCUAUUGAUCUGACAAAGUAUUGUACAGAUGCAUCACAUUGUCCAUAUCUUGAGCUUGUGAUUCCUUGUUUUCUCUGCCCAAAAAUGUCCUGCUUCUUACUUGAUUCCAUGUACAUGUCAGCAAACAUUGAAGGAUGCUGCCUAUUUGGCAAAAUACCCAUGGAAAAGUCUCCCAACUUGAGUUUAGGGGAGAAGGCGGAGAUGACGACCUCCAUUGAAAUGCACUCUUCAUUUAUGAAGUUAAGUUGCACAGACAAGGACAAAUUUAUUUCAUUUCAGACCCCUUACAACUCUGUUGCUGAGACUGCACCAAAGCAAAUUGAAGUUAUUAUUUGUGCGGAAGAAGUUGGCGCAAAAGACAAAUACCCUUAUGACUCAGACAACUCUGAUGCUGUGUCUGCUCCAAAGCAAGUGGAAGAUAUUAUUUGUGCUGAAGAAGUUGGUGCAAAAGACAAAUCCCCUUAUGACUCAAACGACAGUACUCUUAAUACUUCAUUGUACCGUGUUAUCCGGUUGAGAAGUGGUAAUGUAGUAUUCAACUUCAGGUACCUUAACAAUAAGUUGCAGAGAACAGAAGUUGUAGAAGACUCCUCUUGCCCGUUCUGUUUGGCCAAAUGUGGUAGUUUUAAGGGUUUGAGAUACCAUUUAUCCUCAUCUCAUGAUCUAUUCAACUUUGAGUUUUGGGUCAAAGGUGAGAUUCAAGCUGUGAAUGUAUCUGUAAAAACUGAGGUUGAGCAAUCUGAGGUCGCUGCCGAUUGUGUCGAUCCUCAGCAACAGGCCUUUUUCUUUUGUUCAAAGCUACUAAAGCGUAGAAAAGCAACCAAUCUUCUGCAGAAUUCGAAGCAUGUUCAUCCACUGAUCAUAGAUUCUGACUACCCAUCUGCAGUUAACGAAGUUCAGGACAAGGCUGAUGGUAUCGCAGAGUUCUUGGAUCGUGAUAUACCCAGUUCUGAUGUCACUGGAAUGUCAAAAGGUAUUGCUCAAUCACACUCACAUGCAGAUCCUGAAGGUAUCCAAUCGAUAGCUGGAAACAAUCUCGGACCUACUACCUUGCCACAGCUUGCAAAGAAGAAAAAGUUAUCUAUUGCGCGUUCUGACCCAAGGAAUCGUGCCUUGUUGGAGAAACGCCCAUUCAUCCACUCCCAAAGUGCACAGCCUAUGGCAUUGGAAGAAGUUUUGGCAGAUCGUGACAGUGAAGAUGAGGUUGACAAUGAUGUUGUGGAUAUUGAAGAUCGAAGGAGGCUUAAUGAGUUUGUGGACGUUACCAAAGACGAAAAAGAAAUGAUGUUAAUGUGGAACACAUUUGCGAGGAAACAGCGAAUAAUUGCAGACGGUCACAUGCCUUGGGCUUGUGUAGCAUUUUCAAAACUGCAUGGCCGAGCUCUUGUUGAUUCGCCAUCACUGCUAUGGUGCUGGAGAUUAUUUUUGAUAAAGCUAUGGAAGCACGGGCUGAUUGGUGGACGGAACAUUAACGAUUGUAACCUAAUAUUUGAAAAGAUUCAGAAAAAAGAUGCGGAGGAUCCUGAGAAGAAGAGCUAGGAUGGUGGUGAUGAUAUAUUUGGAUUUUGUUAAAGGUGUCAAGAACCACCCUCACUAAUUUACUGCUAAUGAUAUUUGUUACUGGUUUCUUGAAAUUUACUCUUUUGUUAAGAUUAUCAACAAUUUAAGUGACGGCGGUGGCGGUGGUAAGAACUCUUCCUUUUGUUCAAUUUUAGAAAGAAAUAAAGACCUAUUAAUUAAUCUGUUUA